This is a messenger RNA of Penicillium vulpinum, 819 nucleotides long. RefSeq lists its product as uncharacterized. Lineage: Eukaryota; Fungi; Ascomycota; Eurotiomycetes; Eurotiales; Aspergillaceae. The transcript is spliced from 3 exons. Bases 1 to 819 code for a protein of 272 amino acids. The record is from RefSeq and is a predicted model, not a curated record.
AUGGUGUUCCCAAACUUGCUGAGCAUCAUUCUUUCCAUUUUGACAGUCUCAUCCUUCUAUCCUCUGAUCGAAUCUCUUUGGUUGAAAAAAGAUAGCUCCGGUAUCUCGACCUACUAUGUGCUUUUCAAUCUUAUCGCUGCCACGGAACAGUUCACGAUAGUGUUCUUCUUCAUGGUGAACAACACCGCGGGCAGUUCCGUUUUUGUUCAUACGCCAAUCAGCGUAGGCGACUGGCUUAAUUUCACUCAGAUGACAGUGUCUUACGUCUUAUUCCUUAUCUACUUCGCAUUAACACUCCACUACCUUCCAGACAACCGCGCCCACAAAUACACCGCUGUGGCUAUAUACACCGUAUUCCUUCUCAUUUCUGUUAUCCCAGAACUCAUAGAUGUGAUCACCGGGGGCCCUCAUAGCAAUAAUUCUGACAGGGAUUUUGGCCUCGCCCUUUUCAGCGUGCCCCACGUUAUGUAUAUAAACCCGGUCGUGACCCUUCUCAUCAUUAUCUCGUUCAUCUUUCAGGCCCACAAGAGCUGGAAGGAGUCCUCUGCCUGCAUGAGUAUUCGUGAUCUCGCAAUCCAAGCUCUUGUUUUUGCCCUGCUGGGCGUAUCAUGGCUCCUGCGACUUGAAUGGCCCCCGUUAAAUAUGCCAUCUUUCUACCAGUCGCGCUUGGCUGAGGUGUUCUGCCUGGUAGCAUGGGUACCUGUGGACCAUUUCCUUUUCGCGCUUGGGCAAGCGCUUCUUUGCUUUGUUAUUUGGAGACGUGGUGUUAACGCCGCUCACGGUACUGGGGAGACAGAACCCUUGUUAGGUGGCCCUUAG